Molecule: messenger RNA, 912 nt
Organism: Plasmodium gonderi
Lineage: Eukaryota; Apicomplexa; Aconoidasida; Haemosporida; Plasmodiidae
Product: variable surface protein
Exons: 3
Coding region: 1-912 (303 amino acids)
Source: RefSeq, a predicted model, not a curated record
AUGGAUAAAUUUGAUUAUUUAUUAGUUAAAGAAUUCCUUAAAAAUAAAAAUAUAUUAGAAAAUAAUGAUAAUGAUUUGGAAUUAGCUAAUAACCCAUGUUCCUCUUAUGGCAGUAUUGGAUCAUAUCAAAAUAUAGGGGAAAAAUUCCCAGAACAUAGAUGCAAAAAAGCUUUGACCUUUGCAUCUAAAAUAAAAGAUGAAUAUUAUAAUUUUGGAUAUGCACAAGAAGAUUGUUUAUACUUAUAUUAUUGGUUAUACAAUGAAUUUAAGGCUUAUAAUAUGAGCCAACAUACCUUUGAUAUUUAUUUUCAAUUGAUUAAUGCUGUACAUGGGCCAAAUAAUAUGAAAUGCAGGUAUUAUAGAUAUACAAGUAUUUCAGAAAUUGAAAUCCAAUUACUGGACGAUUUAUAUGGAAUGUAUACUAAUCUGCAUUACAUAGAAACAUCUUCUUACCCAUCUGGCAAAAUUAAGUGCAAUUGCAUUACCGAAUGUUCAGAUAAAUAUGAAGUAUACCAUGAAAAAUGUAAAUCUAAUAAUACAAGCUCAUUUUGUAGAGCAUUAGACGAUAUUAAAAAUAAAUAUAAUAAAAUGCCAAAUUUGACAGAUGGUUGUGAUAAUAUAAAAUGCAAAAUGUUACCUUGCGAUAGCAAUGAGAAUAUAAGGUUGCCUUCUCCUAAAAUUAAAAAAUCAAUAACUGCUAUAUUAUCAACUAUUCUAAUAUUAAUAAUACCCAUUUUAUUAUUUAUAAUUUAUAAGUUCCUUCCAUGUAAUUCAAGCAUGCAUCGUGGAAUAAAAAAGAUAAUGAAUAAAUGUCGUGGUAAAUAUAAAGAAUGCAAUAAAUCACAAAAUUCAGAAAUAUCUAACAGUAUUUAUUGGAAUAAUAACUAUAAUGUAUUAUAUAGUUCUACCUAA